AUGCAGCCCUGGCUGAUGCUCUACUUUACCCUGCUCAUCUUGAUUGUUUCCAUCUCCGUCAUGAACCUUGUUACCGCCGCGCUGGUUGAAGGAACCUUGGAAAAUGCCCGCAUGCUGCGGCAGGAGGAGGAGCGGAUGAAGAGCGUGACCACCCAGCAGAUGCUCCCUGAGAUCUUGGAGCUCUUCGAUCGCGCAGAUACGGAUGGAAGUGGGGAGUUGGCUAUCGACGAGAUGCGUCAGUUUGAGGAGGAUGGCCAAGUCCCAGAUCAGAUACUGGAUCGGGCGUCGGUAGGAAGCAUGACGGAGCUCUUCAAUGUGCUGGAUGUGGACAAGUCCGGUGUCGUCACCCGCGAGGAGUUUGCCGAAGGGCUCCUGGACAUUUUCAUGCGGGACGUGUCAGUCUCCUCCCUGCAGCAGAUGAAGCUUCUGCGAGGUCUCCAGAACUCCAUGUCCAAACUGGAG
Molecule: messenger RNA, 462 nt
Organism: Symbiodinium necroappetens
Lineage: Eukaryota; Dinophyceae; Suessiales; Symbiodiniaceae
Source: the annotation of a GenBank genome assembly